UGCAAACUCACUUCUGCUCGGCUGCCAGGGUAUAGGGCAGCGGGAGAGCCAAUCAACGAAUCGCACAGACUCCCUUUAAGCCUGACAUAUCUCCAACAGGAACAAAUUGUCCCAACAAUCAACAUUUGAAUCUCCCGUGCGCAUCGGCGGUGCAGUGCGUAUCGCACGGACGGGCUGCGGUGUUUUGGAGACACGACAAUAAAUCAGCAGCCAUAGAGAGAAACAGCUCGACAGUACCGCCGUCGUUUUGGAUAUCAGCAGCGACUCUGCGCGGAGGAGUGUGUAGACAUGUCUAUAUUACCGUCCUUCGGUUUUACGCAGGAGCAAGUGGCCUGCGUGUGCGAGGUCCUCCAGCAAGGGGGGAACCUGGAGCGGCUAGGGCGGUUCCUCUGGUCCCUGCCCGCCUGCGACCACCUCCACAAGAACGAGAGUGUCCUCAAAGCCAAGGCGGUGGUGGCCUUCCACCGGGGCAACUUCAGGGAGCUCUACAAGAUCCUUGAGAGCCACCAGUUCUCGCCGCACAAUCACCCGAAGCUGCAGCAGCUGUGGCUGAAGGCGCACUACGUGGAGGCGGAGAAGCUGCGUGGCCGGCCGCUCGGAGCGGUGGGGAAGUACCGCGUGAGGAGGAAAUUCCCCCUGCCACGCACUAUAUGGGACGGCGAGGAGACCAGCUACUGCUUUAAGGAGAAGUCCAGGGGCGUUCUGAGGGAAUGGUACACGCACAACCCUUACCCGUCUCCCCGGGAGAAGCGGGAGCUAGCCGAGGCCACCGGGCUGACCACCACGCAGGUCAGCAACUGGUUCAAAAACCGGCGCCAGAGGGACCGGGCGGCCGAAGCCAAAGAAAGGGAAAACAGUGAAAACAACAACAGCGGCAACAACAAACAGAACCAGCUGUCUCCGCUGGACGGCGGGAAGUCGCUCAUGUCCAGCUCGGAGGACGAGUUCUCCCCCCCGCAGAGCCCCGACCACAGCUCGGUGCUUUUGCUCCAGGGGAACAUGUCCCAUCCCGGGGCCUCGUCCUACCCCAUGUCGGGGCUCGGAGGGCCGCAGUCGGUCCACGGCCUGCACGGACACCCGCACCAGCUCCAAGACUCGUUGCUGGGACCGCUGACUUCCAGCCUUGUGGAUCUAGGCUCGUAAGAGCUACGUCCGAUUCGAUUUGGCAAAAAGAAAGACUGAUAACUGCAUCAGAAACUGUAUCAAAUUCACCACAUAUAUGGAAUAACACAAUAUAAUAGACUGACGUAUCUGUUGUUAAUUUGGUUAAAUACAACAACAUUCGUUUAUGCGCUUAAUCCAUCCUAUACCCUCCAUGGGCUCUGAGGUCUCCUUACUCUUCUGCCUAGAAACUACAACCCUCUUCGGAACUCUUAACUCAACGAAACACUUAACUGGUCUGCCCCUUUGCUUAAUUUAUGAUAUUUUGUUAAAAUAAUAAAGAUUUAUAGCAAUUCCCUGCUAUGGAAACUAAUACGCAACGUUUUCGUUAGAGUAAUAAUUAGUUUCCAAUAAAACAAAAUUAAUCAA
Gadus macrocephalus (Pacific cod) is the source of this 1530-nucleotide messenger RNA. RefSeq names its product homeobox protein six1b. Gene Ontology annotation, biological process: regulation of transcription by RNA polymerase II. Gene Ontology annotation, cellular component: transcription regulator complex; nucleus. NCBI's taxonomy places the organism in Eukaryota, Metazoa, Chordata, Actinopteri, Gadiformes, Gadidae. The transcript is spliced from 2 exons. The coding region runs from base 289 to 1143 and encodes 284 amino acids. The record is from RefSeq and is a predicted model, not a curated record. Gene Ontology annotation, molecular function: DNA-binding transcription factor activity, RNA polymerase II-specific; RNA polymerase II cis-regulatory region sequence-specific DNA binding.